Aspergillus mulundensis is the source of this 1695-nucleotide messenger RNA. RefSeq names its product putative ceramide glucosyltransferase. Gene Ontology annotation, molecular function: ceramide glucosyltransferase activity. Bases 1 to 1695 code for a protein of 564 amino acids. The record is from RefSeq and is a predicted model, not a curated record. Lineage: Eukaryota; Fungi; Ascomycota; Eurotiomycetes; Eurotiales; Aspergillaceae. Gene Ontology annotation, cellular component: membrane. The transcript has 2 exons. Gene Ontology annotation, biological process: glucosylceramide biosynthetic process.
AUGAUAACGCUUCAGUCGAUUUCGGACGCCUUCGAUUUGGCAUCAGCCCGUCAUGGCGCAUUCCAGUGGUCGGUCGCGCUGGGGUGGAUAGGUCUGGUCUGGUACUCUACGGUGACGACUGUUUGUGCUUUGGGUUACUACAAAUUAUGGAAGCACUACCUCCGACGCCCUCAGGAAUCCUACUCCGCCACGGCUCCGGACGCUCCUCAUGUCACCGUCAUUCGACCGGUCAAAGGCCUCGAGCCGCACCUGUACGACUGCCUAGCCUCGACCUUCCGGCAAGAAUACCCCCGCGGCAAACUUACCGUGUGUCUUUGUGUGUCCUUCCGAAGCGAUCCUGCCUACGCGACGCUGGAGAAACUGGUCGCCGAUUUCCCGCAUGUCGAUGCGCGUGUUUACGUGGAGGAAGAGGAUCCGCUCCUACAGCCCGAUCAUGAACCCGCGUACGAGCUUGGGCCAAACCCGAAGAUCCGGAAUAUGAGUCGCGCGUAUAGAGAGGCGAAGGGUGAUAUCGUCUGGAUUGCGGACUGUAAUGUCUGGGUUGGAAAGGGUGUUUGCGGGCGCAUGGUCGACGAGCUGUGCGGUCUUGGUGCGGAAUCCAGCAAAGAGAAUAAAUUCGUGCACCAUCUGCCUGUUGCUGUGGACGUGACGGGUACUGCUAGCUUGGAGGAGCAGCGUGCGCUCGAAACGAACGGCACUGUCAAAAACGAUGGCGGGCAGAGCCCUCGCACGUCUGGUGUUUCGGCUAUGGGAGGUGGCCGGCUGGAAGAACUGUUUCUCUCGUCCUCGCAUGCCAAGAUGUAUACCGCCAUCAACACCGUGCUCAUCGCGCCAUGCAUCGUGGGCAAGUCGAAUAUGUUCCGGCGCUCUCACCUCGACUACCUUACUACCCCAGCCCCAACUGCCAGCCGCAAGUUCAACCCCGGAAUCGACUAUUUCUCAGACAAUAUUUGCGAGGACCAUCUGAUCGGGGAUCUGCUCUGGAAGAACAAGGUCCGCGAGGAGAAAGAGCACGGCAAACGCCUGGGCAAACAUGCGCUGGUCUAUGGAGACCUCGCAUUCCAGCCCAUUGCAAACAUGAGCGUGCGAUCUUAUAUAGCGCGCCGGGUACGGUGGCUGCGUGUCCGAAAAUUCAUCGUCAUGCUCGCGACCCUCGUCGAACCUGGCACAGAGUCAAUACUGUGUUCUCUUUUCGGGGCCUUCGGUGUCACCACCUCAUUGGCGCAGUACCUCCAGAACGAAGCGCUGGCCACUUGGACAGCCUUUCUCACUUUCUUUAGUGUCAGCAUUCUAACCUGGAGUCUAAUCGAUUGGACUGUCUAUAUCAUGCUUCACUCCGGCAAGACUGUCGAACGGGACGUAAACACCCCAGCAUUUGCGCUUCCGCCCCGCGGCAUAACUAGGCGCCGCUUCCAACAUUGGCUUUCUGCUUGGCUGGGAAGGGAGACACUUGCCUUUCCUAUCUGGUUCUGGGCUAUUUGGGGCGGUAUGACUGUGACCUGGCGGGAUCGUCAGUUCAGGAUUGGGCUUGAUACGAAGGCGCAUGAGGUUGGGAGUGGCAUCCGGGUGAAACCAUCACAAUUGGAGGGAUCUGAUUCAGGCGAGAAUGAGGGUGCACCACUUGUAUUGGCCGCCAAUGGUAAACCGAGACGCAACCGGCGGAGAAGUACACGAACAAAAAGGAGUAGAGGAUAA